AAAAUGACUCCAUUACAAUAUUCCUCACCCUUCUCCUGUUUUUGCAGGUUCCGUUCCACUACUUGGAGCUAUGCACGCGCACGUCAGGUAUCAACAAAAGAUAACAACCUCGCACGUGCCAUUGAACCACCACCGCCUCAGCCACCGUCAACAACCACUACCUUAUCUUUCACAGCCAACAUCACAUCCACUGAAUUUAUCAACCAAAUGGAACAACUUUAAAUGUUUAGCAGCAAUUAGCAAACAAGCCCAGCGUUUCUUCUCUGCGGUAUUGCCCACCGUUGCCACAAGAGAUACUUCAGCUACUAACCGUUUGAUCAAGAAAUUUGUAGCAUCAUCACCGAAAUCAAUCGCCCUUGAUGCACUCUCUCAUCUCCUCUCCCCCGACUCCACUCACCACCCUCUGCUGUAUCUUCUCACUCUCCCUCUCUAUUUAAAGAUAAGUGAAGCAUCAUGGUUUAGUUGGAAUCCUAAGUUAGUUGCACAAGUUGUUGUCUUGCUGGAUAAACAAGGCCUAGACAAAGAGUUAAAAGCUUUGAUGUCUGAAACAGUUUCAAGAUUACAGUUUAAAGAGAGGGAGCUUGUUCUUUUUUAUUGCAAUUUGAUUGGGUUUAACUCAAAACACAAUUGGGUUCGUGGGUUUGAUGAUUCUUAUUCUCGUCUGAACCAGCUUGUCUGUGAUUCCAACUCUGUUUAUGUAAAAAAGCAGGGUUAUAAAGCAAUGAUUAGCGGGUUAUGUGAAAUGGGUAGGGCUAGAGAAGCAGAGGAUUUGAUUGGAGAGAUGAGAGAGAGAGGACUGAAGCCUACAUUGUUUGAAUUUAGGUGUGUUUUAUAUGGCUAUGGAAGAUUAGGAUUGUUUAAAGAUAUGGAGAGGAUUCUUGAUAAAAUGGAAAGUGUAGAGAUUGAAGUUGAUACAGUCCGUGCUAACAUGGUUCUUGCAUCCUAUGGAGCUCACAAUGCACUUCCUGAAAUGGGAUUGUGGCUGCGAAAGAUGAAAACUUUGGGCAUUCCAUUGUCAAUAAGGACUUGCAAUUCAGUUCUGAAUUCCUGUCCCACGAUCCUGGCAUUGAUGAGAAACUUGGAUGCUUCUUAUCCAGUUUCGAUUCAAGAGUUGUUGAAGAUCUUGAGUGAGGAUGAAGCAAUGUUAGUCAAAGAAUUGAUUGAAUCAUCGGUUUUGAAAGAGGCAAUGAAGUGGGAUACUUCAGAGGGGAAGUUGGAUUUACAUGGAAUGCACUUGGGUUCAGCAUAUGUGAUAAUGUUGCAGUGGAUGGAGGAGACGAGGAAUAGAUUGAGUGAUGGAGAGCAUGUAAUUCCAGCAGAGAUUACAGUUGUUUGUGGAUCGGGAAAUCAUAGCACCGUUAGAGGGGAAUCUCCAGUUAAAUCUAUGAUCACAGAGAUAAUGGCUCAAACGAGGAGUCCAAUGAGAAUCGAUAGGAAGAACAUUGGUUGUUUCGUUGCUAAGGGAAAUGUUGUCAAGAAGUGGCUAUGUUAACAUAUGAAUGAGCAAGGAAUGCAUCCAUUAAGCUCAAACUUCUACUGGAUUUUUUCGUCGUUA
Populus nigra (black poplar) is the source of this 1555-nucleotide messenger RNA. RefSeq names its product pentatricopeptide repeat-containing protein At2g17033. Bases 71 to 1492 code for a protein of 473 amino acids. Gene Ontology annotation, molecular function: protein binding. The transcript is spliced from 2 exons. NCBI's taxonomy places the organism in Eukaryota, Viridiplantae, Streptophyta, Magnoliopsida, Malpighiales, Salicaceae. The record is from RefSeq and is a predicted model, not a curated record.